This is a messenger RNA of Micropterus salmoides (largemouth bass), 4568 nucleotides long. RefSeq names its product spliceosome associated factor 3, U4/U6 recycling protein (gene sart3). Bases 53 to 2848 code for a protein of 931 amino acids. The record is from RefSeq and is a predicted model, not a curated record. The transcript has 19 exons. NCBI's taxonomy places the organism in Eukaryota, Metazoa, Chordata, Actinopteri, Centrarchiformes, Centrarchidae. Gene Ontology annotation, biological process: RNA processing. Gene Ontology annotation, molecular function: protein binding; RNA binding.
CCACUACACUCCUGGCGUGUUAGCUUGUUACCAGGCAGACGGCAUUUUCAACAUGGCAGCGUCGAGCAACGCAGAGGAAACGCAGUUGCAAGAUAUGGAGGAGGAAGACGCAGGGAUGGCGGAGAAGAAGAUGGAAUCGGACGAAGAGGAGGAGGGCAUGGGGAUAGACAAUUCAGACGACGAAGAGGACGAUUCGUCGGAAGAUGAGAAAGAAAAUGAAGCCGAAAUCCAGCGGUUGGAGGAGCAGCUGUCAAUCAAUGCUUUCGACUACAACUGCCAUGUGGAUCUCAUCAAACUACUGAAGCAUGAGGGAGAGCUUUUCCGUCUGCGAAAGGCAAGGCAGAAGAUGAGUGAACUGUUCCCACUCACUGAAGAGAUCUGGCUAGACUGGCUCAAGGAUGAGAUCCGUCUGACUGAGGAGGAGCCAAAUCGGGAGAAAGUAUAUGAGCUUUUUGAGAGAGCUGUAAAAGACUACAUCUGUCCAGAUAUCUGGCUUGAAUAUGCUCAGUAUUCAAUUGGUGGCAUGGGCUCACCAGGUGGGAUAGACAGGGUGAGAUCCAUCUUUGAGAGAGCUGUGACAGCUGUGGGGCUUCACAUGACCAAGGGACAGACGGUGUGGGAGGCGUACAGAGAGUUUGAGAACGCCAUUCUGUCCACAGUACAGCCCCCCCCCGGCAGGAUUCCCAGCCGCGAGGAGCAGGAGCUGCUCAACGCUCAGCUUGAGCGAAUCCAUACGCUGUUUCGUCGCCAGCUGGCCGUCCCCUUAAUGGACAUGGAAGCCACCUAUGCCGAGUAUGAGGAGUGGUCUGAACACGGGGUGCCUGAGAUGGUCAUACAUCAGUACAAAAAGGCUUUGCAGCAGAUGGAGAAACGCAGGUCUUUUGAAGAGUCACUGCUGGUAGCAGAACCCCCUAAGCUGGCAGAGUAUCAGGCCUACAUCGACUUUGAACUAAAGGAGGGUGACCCAGCACGGAUUCAGAUAACCUUUGAGCGGACUCUGGCAGAGAACUGCCUGGUACCAGACAUGUGGGCAAAAUGCACCACCUAUCUUGAUCGUCAGCUGAAGGUGAAAGACUUGGUUCUUUCCACUCAUGAACGUGCUGUCAGGAACUGCCCCUGGACCAUGGGUCUGUGGAAGAGCUACCUGCAAGCUCUGGAGAGGAAUGGAGCUGACCAUCAGACUGUCUCCGAUGUUUUUGAAAAGGCGCUAAAUGCAGGUUUCAUUCAAGCGACAGACUAUGUGGAAAUUUGGCAGGCGUACCUCGACUACCUGAGGAGACGUGUCGAUUUUAGCAAAGAAUCAAGUAAAGAGUUAGAGGAGUUACGAGGAGCUUUCUCUCGCUCUCUAGAAUACAUGAAACAAGAUGUUGAAGAAAGGUUUGGUGAAAGUGGAGAUCCAUCCUGUAUCAUAAUGCAGAUCUGGGCAAGGAUAGAGGCCCUCCACUGCAAGAACAUACAAAAAGCCAGAGAACUGUGGGACAGUAUCAUGACAAAAGGGAAUGCCAAAUAUGCCAACAUGUGGCUGGAGUACUAUAACCUUGAAAGGUCUUAUGGAGACCCUGUUCACUGCCGGAAAGCUCUCCACAGAGCAGUUCAGUGCACCUCAGACUACCCUGAGCAUGUGAGUGAAGUCCUGCUCACCUUUGAGAGGGUGGAAGGUUCGCUGGAGGACUGGGACGUGGCGGUGCAGAAGACAGAGACCCGGCUGAACAGGAUUAAUGAGCAACGAGCUAAGGAGGCUGAGAAAGAAGCCAACAUGGCCCGCCAAGACGAGGACAGAACUGAUCAGCGGCGGAAAACCAAGACAGACAAGAAGGCUUCGAAGAAGGCUUUCCAGAAGGGAACUCGAGCUGGGGAGAAGAGGAAAGGAGACCACAAUGAUAAUCAGGAUGAGUGGACUGAUUUUGCAGCUAAAAGGCAUAGAGGAAAUGGGAACCAAACCACAGAAGAGUCCAUGGAGACCGAGACAGGACUCUUUGGGAGGAAUGCUCCACCUGGCAGUAAAAAAGCCCAGCAAGGAGUCGCGGCCGCUGCCCAGAAACAGAACGAUGACAGGCCAGAGCUUCGCAACGAUAACUGCAGCGUUUUCAUCAGCAAUCUGGCAUACACCCUGGAGGAGCCAGAGGCAAAGCUGAGGACACUGUUUGAGACCUGUGGUCCCAUCACACAGGUUCGCCCUGUCUUCAGCAACAAAGGGAGCUUCAAAGGCUACGGCUAUGUACAGUUUGAAUCCCCAGUGUCUGUCCCUGAAGCCCUGAAGCUGGACAGGCGGGAGGUGGAGGGCCGGCCCAUGUUUGUGUCACCAUGUGUAGACAAAAACAAAAAUCCUGACUUUAAGGUGUUUAAAUACAACACAUCCAUGGAGAAAGAAAAAAUCUUCAUCUCUGGGCUGCCGUUCUCCUGCACUAAAGAGCAACUGGAGGAAAUGUGCAAAGGUCACGGCACAAUCAAAGACGUCCGUCUGGUCACGUAUCGCUCAGGAAAACCUAAGGGUCUGGCGUAUGUUGAGUUUGCAGAUGAAGCCCAGGCUUCUCAGGCAGUUCUGAAAAUGGACGGCAUGGACGUAAUGGGCAACAAAAUCUCUGUUUCUAUAAGUAACCCUCCUCGCAGAAACAUGAUGGAUAAACCUGGUUCCAACAGGCCCUCGACAGACGCGAUCCCUCGCCAGGUCCAUGGCUCGAGAGGAAGGGGGCGCACCCAGCUCUCAUUACUCCCUCGUUCCCUGCACCGACAAAGUGGACCACCAAGCAAAGUGGAGAACGGGACUGCUCCUGAGCAGGUGAAUGCAGCUGGAGAGACUAAACCUUUGUCAAAUUCAGACUUUGCCAGGAUGCUUCUCAGCAAGUGAGGAGAUGAACGAGAGAGCAUUACAACCACCUUCACACUGAAAGCCAUCUUGUGUCUUUAUAAAGUAGUGUUGGUGAUUUUUCUGUAAUUGGUUACCUGGCUUCCCUUUAAUCUCAGUCUUGUUCUCAUCAUGCGGUCUGUGAGAUUGCCUUAAUCGCUGAGCUCCUUCCCUCCAUCAGUAACCCCUUUUCAACCAAGACUUUUCAAAAGUGUGACAGAUUGUUUCUGUUUUGGUUUGUUGGGAGGUGGCUGGCAGGCUAUUUUAUACAAAAAGUGUAUCAUAUUUGUGUGUAAAUAUACUGUAUCUAAAAAUUGUUCCCUUCAUGUUGCAAAGUUUCUUCUUUUGUCGUAUAAUGUGAAAGGGACCUGAGAGAAACAGACGGGAGAGUAUUUUUUUAAAUAUUCAAAACAGCGAAACUUGUUAAUGUUGUUUUAAAAAGGCUAUAUGCAAAAGUUCAGAUGUGGUGUAAUAUAGCUGGUGUGUAUGUGUGUGUGCGUGCAUGUAAGGUGGAUGUGUUUAGUUAUGAAAAGACAUUCUCCAGAUGUUUUAGGAAACGUAGGAUUUUUGUUGUUUUUCUAAUUGUAGCUAACAGCGAAUUGAUUGUUUUUACAUAUCACCUUUCAGUUACCAUCUCAUAUUAAUCACCAUUAUAGUGAUGCUUUGGAGUACACAGCAAAUUAUUAUUAGUUCAUUGGUUUUAUCUUGCCAUGAGGGCAUGUUAUCAGUACAAAAACUGCCCUAAUGUCAUGUCACACUGCUGACGCUUGAUAUCAGUUAUAGUAUUUACAGAAAUAAGUAUAAGGUCUCAAGAUUUCUGUUUUCAUACAUCACUUUCAUCACUGGUCAUGUGACCCGUCUGUCCAGAUUAAAAACAUCCAUCAGAUCACAUAUUUAUUUAGCUAAGAGUCUGAAAUGAUGUGCUGUUGACCGAAAGAUUCAUAUCCCCUUCAUCUUGUGGAAUUCAUAUAAUGCACAUGUACCAUGGUGUUGAUGCUGAAGAAAUGUUUUUAAUUUCAUUAACUUCACAUGAAAACUAAUUUACCUGACUGUCCAGAGCUGCAUCUAUUUUGAUUUCCUUUUUUUUUUUUUUUUACCUUAUGGCAACCAUUUGAUGACAUUGUCUUUGGCUCUAGGACAGUGCAAAGGGCCUUUUUCAGUUUUGUAGAUUGAACAAUUAAUUGAUAAUGAAAAUAAUCGUUCCCAUGCAGUAGUCCGUUGAUGCAAGAGAAGACAUUCGUUUAAGGCAUUAAAAAGAGUUGGAAUACGACCAUUCAUGCUAGGAAGUACAUGUGUACACUCAGACUUUACAAACUGAAACCUAAGUAGUUUUAGACGUGGUUUGGUCCUGGUUUUCUUUGUGUGUUCGGUAGAGUUGAAUUCAUCUUCUGAAUUGACCUGUUAGCUGACGGCUCUUCAGUAUUCUGGUAAAGAGGCGAACUCUGUCAGCUACACAUUAUUUAGGUCUGCAGCUCCUUCGAUAUAAGAGAAGAGAAUCUAUGCAGUUUUCCAUUUCAGUUUUGUCCCAUUUUAGGAGUCGACCUUGUUUCCACUUGGAUGUUAACAAUUCUGUACAUAAUGUUCAGUAUAAUAUUUCAAACAGGUCACCAUAGUUUGUAAUAAAUAUAAAUCAGUUUUCAAAGAAGAUGGAAUACAAGCUAUAUGAAUUGCUCUCACCACAGUGGCCUAAUCUAAAAAAUAAAAAACUGUCGGUCUCCAGAAA